AUGGUGUUCGGUGAUAAAAAUAUUGAUCAACAAAUGGAAAUCAAUGGUGAACAUAUCGAAAAUUGUGAAAAAUAUCUGAAAAAUGAUUUAUAUCCAUAUCUAUUACCUAAGUCAUAUGAUGAUGUUGAAGAUUUAACUAUUGAAAAUUGGAAAGAUUUUCUUGAAAGUGAACCAUUUCGUGUAAAUGCUCAGUGUGUUCGUUCCGUUGGACCAUGGUCAGCAAGAACGAAAACAAUAGAAUCAUCGAUUCAAAAUGCUUAUAUACAAAUGAUUGAUGUUGCUAAACAUUAUAUAUAUAUUGAAAAUCAAUUCUUUGUUUCAAUUGCUCAAGAUUCAGUAGUUCGAAAUCAAUUAGGUGAUGUUCUUUUUCGACGUAUAGAACGAGCACAUAAAAAUGAUGAAAAAUUUCGUAUUUAUAUUGUUCUUCCUCUUUUACCUGGUUUUGAUAGUAUGAAUACCGUACAAGCUGUACUCUAUUUUAUCAUGCGUUCAAUUGUUAAGGGUGAUAAUUCAUUAUUUAAACGACUUGAAAAUGCAGGUAAAUCAAAUAUUUUGCUCAUAGUUUUCUUGUCGUUUAAUAAUAGAUAUAAAAAAUCGAAUAGAUUAGCAGUUUGUCAAUCUCAUAUUAUGAUUUACAACAGUAAAUAGAGCACAGAUGUCUAUCUUUGUUUGAACAUCAAAGAUAAUAGAGUUUAUGUUAGUGUACAUAUUUAGUGUUAUACGGAAAAGAAAUUUUUAGAACUACAUAGAAUUAAAGACGAAGAUCGGAAAUGUUCAGGAUCAGCUUUUGUCGGACGUUGUACUAUGUUUGAGAAAAAUUUUCUAAUAUUAUCUUACUCAUUCUACACUUCCUCAUUCUUAUGGAACGUGAACAAGUAUUCCUUGUGGUGAAAUUUUCGUGCAAAAAAUCGUCUAAUCCGUAUGAAAAUACGAAAUGGAGAAUGGUUUCUGAUAUACACAAAGAUAUUCAAUAAUAUCUACUCACGAGGGAAGAUCUUCAACUGUCCAAUUCCCUUUUGAGUUCGGACUUUGUGCAAAAGAUAGACCUCAAUGAGAUAUGAAAAACCCCAAAAGAUUAAAUGCCCUUAGGCCUUCUGUCAAAAGAUAUAGGCAUUUUACUGGAAUUUUAGCCUAUGACAUGGCAUAUACCAAUAAAUCAAAUGACAGUAUUUCGACCUGAGAUUUUGCCCACAGACAAGUCUAUUUGUGAGUGGAAUAUCCUGAAAAUUUCAGCUGAAAAUGAUAUUUCCUUCUAGAGAUAUUUAAGUCCUAAAAAUGAC
Molecule: messenger RNA, 1280 nt
Organism: Rotaria sordida
Lineage: Eukaryota; Metazoa; Rotifera; Eurotatoria; Philodinida; Philodinidae
Source: the annotation of a GenBank genome assembly